Aspergillus heteromorphus CBS 117.55 is the source of this 420-nucleotide messenger RNA. RefSeq lists its product as uncharacterized. The coding region runs from base 128 to 400 and encodes 90 amino acids. The transcript is spliced from 3 exons. The record is from RefSeq and is a predicted model, not a curated record. Lineage: Eukaryota; Fungi; Ascomycota; Eurotiomycetes; Eurotiales; Aspergillaceae.
AGCGGUGCUUGGCAGGCACAAACGCAACUGCUUCGAAAUGCUCAACCGCAUCUUGCAGGCUGUCUGGCCUGACUUCGAUCUCUCUCCCUGAGUCGGAUUCGGAUGACAUGGCUGGAUAGUGGAUACUAUGAAGCUCAACUGGGAUGCUAUUACGCACGGUAAUCCCUCCUUUCUUAAAGGGCCCUGCGCGAAGGAAGUUGUUGUACUGGCUUCUAGACUAGUAAACGGUUGCGCACUAUCAGACUCAUCACGCGCGAACCAGCCCAACCACGUCGCGCACAGUGAAAUGAGUGCUAGGUUCGAUGUCGCGGGAACGAUGAGGGGCCUGCACAGAGUAGAUUUCAGAUCUAGUGUUUUCACCGUUGCGAUAUCCACUGCCUGCUUGGGCAAGCAAUGGUAGUGAAUGAUAGCAAUGUUGUC